GGGUCCGGGCCCUGGCAGGGGCUGGGCUGGGCUGGUUAGAGGCGAUGGGGCUGCGGGAGGCUGCGCUGUGGGGGAUCUUGCUGCUGCUGUCGCCGGGACCCGACUGGCUGGAGGGAGCCCGCGGCGGGCCGCUGCGGAGGCGGCGGGCGGUGGAGCUGGGCUGCGGGGAGCUGCGCGGGUUCGAGCCCAUCCUGGGCAACAACACCUACCAGUAUGUCUUUGAUGACUUCAGCGGCACUGUAUCACUCUCCUGGGUUGGAGACAGCACUGGAGUUAUUCUCGUCCUGACCACAUUCAAGUUACCGCUGCUGUUCGUGAGUUUCAAGCAGUCCAAACUCUACAGGAGCGAGGACUAUGGAAAAACUUUCAUAGACAUCACAAAGCUCAUUAACCACACCUUCAUCCGGACGGAGCUUGGGAUGGCCAUCGGCCCAGAGAACUCGGGGAAGGUGAUUCUGACGGGGGACAUGCCUGUGCCUGGAGGGAGUCAUGGAGGAAAGAUCUUCAGAUCGUCUGAUUAUGCUAAGAAUUUUGCUCAGACAGAUCUCCCCUUUCAGCCCCAGAGUCAGGUCAUAUACCACCCGCAGAACUCCGACAGCCUGCUGGUCCUCAGCACCGAAAACAGCCUCUGGGUGUCCAGGAACUUUGGGGAGAAGUGGGAAGAAAUCCACAAAGCUGUUUGUCUGGCAAAAUGGGGCCCUGACACCACCAUCUUCUUCACCACCUACCUGAAUGACUCCUGCAAAACUGAUCUUGGGUUUUUGGAGCUAAAGAAAACCAAUGACUUUGGCAAAAGCUUCAAGACCAUAGGAAACAAAAUCUACUCGUUUGGCCUAGGAGGUCGCUUCCUGUUUACUUCCGUGGUGACGGAGCAGGGCAAUACGAGGAGGAUCCAUGUCUCGACUGACCAAGGGGAGACCUGGAAUAUGGCCCAGCUUCCAUCUGUGGGUCAGGAGCAGUUCUUCUCCAUCCUGGCAGCUAACGAGGACAUGGUGUUCAUGCAUGUGGAUGACCCUGGAGAUACUGGGUGUGGCACAAUUUACACCUCAGACGAUCGAGGCCUCAUCUACUCCAAGUCCCUCGAACGGCAUCUCUAUACUGGCAUUGGGAGUGAAACUGACUUCACCAAUGUGACCUCACUGCGGGGCGUCUAUAUCACCAGCGUGCUCUCUGAAGACCGUUCCAUCCAGUCGGUGAUCACGUUCGACCAAGGUGGCGAGUGGCUGCCACUGAGGACGCCUGUCAACGCGAAGUGUAACUCCACAGCAAAGAACAAGGAGGAGUGUAGCCUUUACAUCUAUGCAUUGUACGGCAUCUCCCUGAAUCACAACGUACCCAUGCUGCCUCUGUCCGAGCCCAAUGUGGUGGGAAUAGUCAUCGCUCACGGCAGCGUGGGGGAUGCCAUCUCUGUGGUGAGCCCAGACGUUUACAUAUCUGAUGAUGGGGGCUACACCUGGGCACGGGUGCUGGAAGGACCCCAUCACUAUGCCAUCCUGGACUCCGGGGGCAUCAUCGUAGCCAUUGAGCACAGCCUCGAGCCGAUCAAUGUGAUUAAGUUCUCGACGGAUGAAGGCCAGUGCUGGCACAAGUACACUUUCUCCAAGGAGCCCAUUUACUUCACCGGUCUGGCGUCGGAGCCAGGAGCCAGAUCUAUGAACGUCAGCCUCUGGGGCUACAGAGACUCUGUCUUGCCCCGCAAAUGGGUCUCCUACACCAUUGACUUCAGUCAUCUCCUCAGCAGGAACUGUGAGGACAACGACUAUACUAUCUGGCUGGCUCACUCCAGCGAGCCCGGCAGCCGCACUGAUGGCUGUGUUCUGGGCUAUAAGGAGCAGUACCUGCGUCUCCGCAAGUCAUCUGUCUGUCAGAAUGGCCGGGAUUACGUGACGAUGAAGCAGCCAUCUGUCUGCCCGUGCACGCUGGAGGACUACCUCUGCGAUUUUGGCUAUUUCCGCCCUGAAAACCAGUCUGUCUGCGUGGAGCAGCCGGAGCUGAAGGGCCAUGACCUGGAGUUCUGUCUCUAUGGCAGGCAGGAGCUGCUGACGACUAGAGGGUAUCGUAAGAUCCCGGGAGACAAAUGUAGCGGUGGGAAGAGUCCGAGCCGUGAGGUGACGGACCUGAAGAGGAAAUGCACAAGCAACUUGUUGACCCCCAGCCAGCUGUCCUCUGCCUCCAGCUCUGCUCCCAUAAUCCUGGCUGUCGUGGGCGUGAUGCUCCUCACCAUCAUAGCUGGAGUCCUGAUCAUUAAGAAAUACGUCUGUGGGGGCAGGUUCCUGGUCCAUCGCUAUUCCGUCCUGCAGCAGCACGCAGAGGCGAACGGGGUGGAAGGGGUUGAAGCUCUGGAUGCAGCCAGCCCUGCUAAUAAAGGGGGCUACCAUGACGAUUCUGACGAGGACCUCCUGGAGUAGGGGCACGUCGCUGCUUGCUGGCACUGGACAAGUGGGUUUGGACGCUGCCACAGAUCUGCAGAACAGCAAACGCCUCCUCCAGCCCACGUUUCUCCGCAGUGGCCGCCUGACCCCUUUCCGAGGGACUCCACGCUCCUGUCACUUCCCUUGAGAUUGUCCAGAGCCAGCAGCGCUGCUGACCCGGGGAGGAGACAGGGAGCUGCUGCAGCGACCUGGCGGCCCAGAGGCCGGGGAGUGGGGGACGUGGGCGUAAUUUAACUUUAUUUUAAUGAGAUUUCUUUCCAGCUGGUUGUUUUUUAAGGAAGACUAAAUAGGAAGGUGAAACCAGCAUUUCACUGAGCACUAAUCAUGACGAAGGUGCAAUUCACCCUGCUGCAGAGAGAAGGCUCUUAACUCCAGCGUCACCCCUCGGGGGCUCAUCUCUGCCUUGGCAUGGCCUCGGCUGGGCGAAGCUGCUGUUGGCGCUGGCCUAUCCCCACCACUUCACCUAGCAUGGGCAGGCCUCGGGGCCCCUGCCAGGACGGCAUGUCGCUUAGCCAGCACCCUGCAGGGCCACGGGCUAAAACGGGGGAGCGGGGGGUGCCUUUGAUUUCAUCAUAGGAGAAGUGAUUGGAUGGAACCAGCGCGGCGCAUCAAGUGGAGUUCAUCUCUGCGCCAGAAGUAACCGCUGGGACUGGCCCUUGUGGAACCAAAGCACUGAACUGGGAAAGCACCAUGUCUGCAAACACCGGCAGCAGCAGCAGGGGAGGGAAAGGGGUUAUUUUUAGUUCUAGGAAUAAGUGCAACAGAAAACUCAGUAGGAAUAAAUCUCCUGCUUCUUGGUGUGUUCUUCGGGAUGGUGAGAAGCAUGUUCCAGGUGGAAAUGUCAGUGCUCUGGCAAAGAGCCCCAUGGCUUCGCUUAAGGGGGCAGAAGAGAGAGGCUCCUAGUUUUCGAACAUCCACCUGUUUUCCCCCCUAAAGCAAUAGGAGACCAGCUGCUUGGUAGCUCCUAGAGCUGCUGUUGAUGUGGCCAGGAUCCUCAGUGCCCCACCCUUCCCAGUGGUAACACCUUUGAGUGUGAUAUCGCCUGACAAACUGUAAGCUGCUGCUCUAGGCGCAUUUCCCCUCGGCUGAGUACACUGCAAUGUGUCCAUGUCCCUUUUUAAACGUCUAGUUGUCCUCUGCAAUAGAUGCUGCCCUGCUGAUUGCGGAGGGGGUGUCUAGGCCAAUGCCUGGCUGGCCUUUGCACUUGGAGGACUGGGUGAUAAAAAGUGAACAUACAGAACAGUCUCUCAGAUAUAACUGGUGUUUGUUCUCCAGGGCUGGGUCCCAGCGGGCUGCCAUUCAUCCGGUGCAUUGUUAGGCACCAGCGUAGGCCAAGAUGCAAGGAACACAGUUCAACCCCAGGCACGCGGGAGACAGAAGUCUCAAGAACUGGUAUUUUUCAAACUUGGCUUAUUUGAUCUGAGACGGCUUGCCUGGAAUUGUCCAUCUCACUGUCCCAUUAGCAGCUUCCCCUUGACUUAACUCUUCUUUGACACUUUAAACCCAUUUAUUGUGACUCUUAACGUUGCUAAGUCCCAGCCUUGUCAGGGCUCAGUGUUGCAGCACCAGCUGACUUAGGAGCAUAAUGUCAUUUUCAAGAGUGCUUGGGCUCUGUCUACACUGCCUGGGUUAGCGGAACUUGAGCCGGCAGACGUAGGGCUUGAGCAUCUACACUCAUCUGUAACCCUAGGUUCGGAAGUCUUGAACCCUGAAAUUUGGCCCACAGGAUGGUGGGUGCUUUCUGCAGACUCCCAGAGUGUGAGCCCUGUGGAGCUGCAUCUACACUGCAAAGCAAUAGGGCUUGAACCCUGGGUCCUGGCUUGACUCAGGCUCAUAUGCUCCACCCUGUGGGAUCCUGGAUCGCUGGGUCCAAAUCCUGCGUUAGUAUGAUUUGUGUGUAGACGAAAGGGGUGGGGGGUUAGGCUUGAGCCUGAGUUCGAACCCUGGGCUUACAUUGCAGUGUAGACAUACCCUUAGGCUCCCGAGUCUCACUGAAAGACACUAGGACUUAGGCUCCUAAGUCAGUUAAGUUCUGCAACAAGGAGUGGAGCAGCCCUUAAAUACCUUCACAAAAAUCUGGCUGUAGCUACCGAAUUCCUGUUACACUGGGGCUUUCCUUUAAAAAUGUACAGGAAGAGCCAUGCUGUUCCUGUGGCCACUAGAAGGCGCAGUUUCCCCAGAUACAGCUGGAAGGCUGCUCUCCAAAGCUGUGCUUCUUUUGGAGUAGCCUAUUGCAAGGGAGCGAAUGUGAUCUGGCUAAGAUAGAGGCUGCUCGGUGGUGAAGGCAGAUCUGGGUGCCUUUUCCUAGGCAACACAUUGCCAAACUCUACCCUGGUCCCCUCAGUAUCCAGCAGGUGUUUACGCAGCUGGUCAUGUAGAAUAGGAAUGAAGUAGCUUAGCCUGUUUGCCUGGAGAGUUUCUGGUUCCCAGACUUGGUUUAGCAAAAUUUCUUUUUAAAGAAUGAGCUUUUGAGGAGCUUUCCUUUAGAAUUUGACUAGCAGCCAGAUAGCCGCAGCUGGCCAAAGCGCCAGGAGAAGCUCUGGGUCCACGUUCCUCACCAGCUGGGACCAGAGGCUGAAGAAUAAAUGAAAGGCGGCUGCUCUGUCUCUGGGAGUCUCCUGCAGACUGUCUCAAGCACUGCACAGCACAGCCAUCUGGGGCAGAAUCAGACGUCCACGGCUCUUAAUCCUAGAGCGGUCACUGGAGCUCCAGACAGCAGCCUGUGAUGGGAAACAGCAGCAGAGCAUUUGGGGGAUGGGACGGUCAGAUGCACGAAUGUAAAACUGGCUACACAUUCUCAGGCUCUUGAUACCAGCCUGUUCUGAAGGCACAUCCUCGUGUACAGGCUGUCGAGGAAGCUGGUAAACUGUGGGUCUCUUGCACACCCUCUGCCCCAUUUCCUGCCCCCAAACCCAGCAGCCUUGAUGUUCGCUCUGCACACGGUAGAGCAUCUGCCCCCCAGGAAGCUCGCGCACCAAGGGGGUCAACGCAUCCCUGGGGAGAGACAAAUGUCAUUGUUCUGGUGAGCAACGGUGCAUUUCCCCAUGGGCCUGGGCUGUGCAACGGCAGCCCUCCUCUCCCUGAGCAAAGCACGCUGAUGCUGCUGCAUCCCGGUCCCUGCAGAAUGGUGGCUGCCUGAGCACUGCCCUGGGGCUGCUGUCGCGUGGCAUUGAGCACCAAUGCUGCCCCAAUACCCUUGGCUUACCAGAGUGCCUGCAGGGCAGAUCAACACAGGGAUGCUGUGCCACGUGCCCUGCCCAGGAUAUGUCACCACGUAACUAAAGCCAGAGCCCCUGCCCUGCCAUGUAGAGUAUCUGCGGGGUCCAGGCCAAGGGCAGGUCCAGGGGACGGGAUGAAGGGGUGUGGCUGGGGUAUAACUGUACUAGAGAGACAAGGGGGGGAGGGGAUCUUUUAUUGGACCAGCGUCUGUUGGUGAGAGAAGUCAGGGCUAGGGAAUGACUUUGUACUGGGAUUUUUCUGUAUAUUUGCAAUAUUUGGGUUAGAAAUAAAAACCAAAUGGACUUUGUGUUA
This is a messenger RNA of Chrysemys picta bellii (western painted turtle), 5963 nucleotides long. It is a transcript of the gene SORT1, whose product is annotated as sortilin 1. Gene Ontology annotation, cellular component: membrane; Golgi apparatus. Gene Ontology annotation, biological process: Golgi to endosome transport; endocytosis; vesicle organization. Gene Ontology annotation, molecular function: protein binding. NCBI's taxonomy places the organism in Eukaryota, Metazoa, Chordata, Testudines, Emydidae. The record is from RefSeq and is a predicted model, not a curated record.